This is a messenger RNA of Oncorhynchus masou masou (cherry salmon), 2880 nucleotides long. RefSeq names its product ubiquitin-conjugating enzyme E2 H-like. Gene Ontology annotation, molecular function: ubiquitin conjugating enzyme activity. Gene Ontology annotation, cellular component: nucleus. NCBI's taxonomy places the organism in Eukaryota, Metazoa, Chordata, Actinopteri, Salmoniformes, Salmonidae. The coding region runs from base 231 to 779 and encodes 182 amino acids. Gene Ontology annotation, biological process: protein polyubiquitination; ubiquitin-dependent protein catabolic process. The transcript is spliced from 7 exons. The record is from RefSeq and is a predicted model, not a curated record.
GGCGUAACAAAAGUAAUCUGCUCAAACGCGCCCAAAGCUUCAGGACAGGACAGGACAGAAACGAACUAGGUAGAGAGAGAGAGCGACAUACGUUAGCUACUGUUGAGAGAAAGUGCAGAUUUAGAUCGAUGGACAAACGUGAAAGGGAUACGAUAUAUUUGAAGUAUUGAGCUAGUAUUGAGCUAGCAUCGGAUCGUUAUUACGUUGACACUUCUCAAAGGAAUACAACAAUGUCGUCGCCAAGUCCAGGCAAGAGGCGAAUGGAUACCGACGUGGUGAAACUCAUCGAGAGCAAGCAUGAGGUCACCAUUCUCAGUGGACUCAACGAAUUUGUGGUCAAGUUCUACGGCCCACAAGGAACACCGUAUGAAGGAGGUGUAUGGAAGGUACGAGUAGACCUACCGGACAAAUACCCCUUCAAGUCUCCAUCUAUAGGAUUCAUGAAUAAAAUCUUUCAUCCCAAUAUUGAUGAAGCGUCAGGUACAGUGUGUCUAGAUGUCAUCAACCAGACAUGGACAGCCCUGUACGACCUGACCAACAUCUUUGAGGCGUUCCUGCCCCAGCUGCUGGCCUACCCCAACCCCAUCGAUCCUCUCAACGGAGACGCUGCUGCCAUGUACCUGCACCGACCAGAGGACUACAAACACAAGAUCAAAGAGUAUCUCCAGAAGUAUGCGACAGAGGAGGCUCUAAAGGAGCAGGAGGAUGGAGGCGACUCCUCAUCUGAGAGUUCCAUGUCAGACUUCUCCGAGGAUGAGGCUCAGGACAUGGAGUUGUAGUGAAAGGGAGACAACCCCCACUCCCCUCACACACACAGACUAUCAUUUCCUAAAGAGCAGAAAGACUAUUAUAUACAUAUAAACAUGGCCAUUUUUUUUAUUACUAACCAAGGAUUUUUAUGGAUUAUAUGUAUGAGAAGCGGCGGUGUGAAAUGUUAAAAUGUCACCCUCGUCUAGAUAUUCUUUAUAACUCAGUCAUAGUCCCCCUCUACCACCACCUCCACCUUUACCUCCACAACCACAUUAUUACCCCCUCUUACCCAGAAAGGAGUGCAGCAUUCCCAGGAUCCUAAAUUCCCUCUGCUGUGGUCUGGGUCGCAUUCUCAUCGACCGUUGACCCACUAUCCGCUGGGUAGGCAGAAAGCGGAUUUUUCUGUUUUUCAGGGAUACAAUAUUUUCAACAUAACUUCCGUUUCCCCUUAAAAACGGAUGUGGGGACUCAGCUCAGGCGCCUGCUACAUUAGGUUACCUUUGACCCAACCCUGAUAGAACUGAUGGGUUGAGACCAGAGAGCAGUGCACCAUGGGAAGACAAGAGUGUCAGACUGUCAUUGUCAUGACGGAGACAGGGAUAGAAUGUUUAUACUCAGUAACCCGGCCACCCCCCACUCUAGUUUGAUUUUUAAUUCUCAGAAUUGUUCUAUAUUUGAUUAAGUGUGUGAAUCACUGUUUUGACAGGCACAGCUUUUGACCCUCCCCCUGCUCUCAGAGAAGCUCUCUGGCUCUAGUGCACGGCCCACUGUUUCUGGAGGCAUUACCACAAUAAGGAAUCGCACUUUGAGAUGUAAUUUCACUUGUUAACUUUCUACAUUUUGGGGGUUGGAAGCUACUAUCAGGACCACCACAUGAUCACUCCUUCCCAAGGAUCAGUUAGUGGGUUUCAUCCAGACCAAUCCAAUAUGGCUGCCAUUGACCUCUCUGUCAGGCCUCACCCCAGAGGCCAGUAUAUCCUAUCCAACCACCAUACCCUGUUUGUCAUAGAAACUGUUCAGUAAACAAGCCUUUUACCCUGUAGUCAGGACCACCAGCGCACCAACCAAGAGACCUUACCACACCUCUUCACACCAGAGUUGAAAGGGGUGUUGAAGGUGGACUGAACAUCAUUUAUUUUCUUUCUUUUUUCUCCUCUCUGCUCAGUGACUCCUUCAGAGGCUUGCUACUUGUUGUUUUCACAAAGGGAGGGUAGGAGUUCUCUGAUGUGUCUGUGUGAGAGCGAACCAAUCUUAUGUUUUCAGACCCAACUGACCCCAAUGGAAGCGAACCAGACUACUAGAGCCAUAGUAGUUUGUCAUCCUCGGUGACAACCCUAACACACAACACAACAUGAAACAACACACUGUUGUCACUCUGGAGGAGAGAACCACAGAGACUAACUACUGUCAUUCCAGAAGCUGUCUGUCACUAAACAAACUCACAUAAUCAUGCACCAGUCACUCCUUUAGCCCUCCUCUUCCUCCUAGUUAUCCUCUUCAUCCGCUUUCUCCUCCUCUCCGUUUUAGGAAAGUGUUUGUGAUUCUCCAAGCAUCCUUUGGUACCUUGUGACAUGAUACAGAAGUGAAGUUGUGUAGGACAUUGAGUUUAUAUGCUGUAGAAAAAGAGAAAAGACACCUCUUGUGUGAUGGAUGGGUUUCUAUCUAGAUGUCAGCAGUGUCCAGUCGUAUCCACACUGAGGGCCAGUAUAUGGCCAGGUUUCAUUCCUUCCAAGCACUGUUUGGAUUUCUGCCUUCAUAGAAGACUAUUAUUAGUUGAAUCAGGUGUGUUAGUGCUUGGUUGAAACAGAAGCCUGGAGCCAUACAACUGGCCCUCUGUAGAUAAGACUGGACAGUCCUGAUCUAGGGGUUGGGUUGGAUUGAGAAGUUGUGUCGGACAGGGCAGGGCUGGGAGGUUGGAAGGCUAGCUUGGGAUGUGUUGGAUGGAAUAGGGAGUGACAUGGGAUGGGGAAGGAACAAACCAGGUCCUUGUUGCCUGUUGCUUAUGUUAAACUAUAAUAUGUGUAGUUUAGGGCUUGUUAGUGUGCUGGGUGGUGAGUCAUAAUUAUAAUCUAUAGUUGUAUUUCUUCUAUCAACCUGUUAAGGUGAACAGAUAAAUACAUUUUGUUUUAA